AUGGAACAAAAUUAAGUAGAUAAUAGCAUGAAGUGCUAAAAACAUCUUAAAAACGAUAUAAUUUACCUUUAAAUAAAUGAAAUUAAUGAAAAAAAUAGUGUUUUUUACUGUGAAAUUUGUGUUAAUAGAGACUUUAAUUUUAAGCCUCAAAAUUUUGUUAGAAUCAAAGAGAUUUUAGAUUAUUGCAAAGACUCAGUCAUAUUUAAUUGGCCUCCUCUGGAUAGCCAUGCCAUUCAAUAGCAUCUUAUUGAAAUUUUUGAAAAUGGAGAGAAAAAAUGUGAGGGCUUAAAAAAGAAAAUAGAAGAUUAUUUUGAGAGUCUAAAGAAUGACAUAAUAUCGAAAAUAGAUGAUUGUAAAAGCUAGUUUCUUAAAUUUGUUACAGAAAAUCCUUUUAGUGAAAGCUAGAUCAAAAAGAAAUAUGAGGAGUUAUCUAAGGGCGAUCUUCUCAAUUAAAUAAUAAAAGAGCAAUCUCAUAAUCCAAGUGAAGGAGAAAAGAAUUACAGAAACUUCAUUAUUGAAUUUAUCGAAAAAAAGAAAGAAAACUCAGAUUAUUUGCUAAACAUGAUAGAAAAAAAUAACUAGAUAUACAAAACAGUAGAUUUUGAGAAACUUAAUUAAAUAAAAUAGAUGAUGAUUGCAGAUUUUGAUUAAAUCAAUCACAUACUUUAAAACAAUGGCGUUCAAACCCUUAAAAAUGAUAUACUUGAAAGUCUUGAAUUUAUAAAAUCUAAGCAUGAUACAAAAUAUUAAGAUCUUCAUAUUGAAAGAGAUAGCUUAAAUCAUAGUUUAACUCUUAAAAUACAAGAAUAACAGCUAGGAUAUGGCACAUAUUACUAUUCUAAUAAGAUACUUGAAAAGAACAAAAAAUACAGAUUUAAAAUCAAGGUUUCAAAUGUUGACAUUUCUAAUUCUGCAAGAUUUGGAUUUGGACUGUGUAGAGACUAAAUUAAAGACUCUGCCAUCCUUUUGCAAGAUAACAUUUUCUUCCAUGCAAGAUUAUCUCAGUUUUCACUCAAUCCAACUAAUCUCACAAAUAGUGUUAUUAAAUUAGUUAAAGGAGACUUCAAGCACUGCAACAAAGAAAUAGAAAUAGAGAUUAAUAUUUUCUUAGAACAAAAGAUAUUUAAUGUAAUUGAAGCAAAUCAUAAUUUUGAAAUCACUGUUGCAGAUUAAUACAAAGAAAAUCUGUCAAAUUAUGAAUCACUUAGGUUCUAUUUAUUACUUGACACAUUUAUUUAAUUUUAGUUUAUAGAAGCAGUUGAAAUUUGA
Tetrahymena thermophila SB210 is the source of this 1269-nucleotide messenger RNA. RefSeq lists its product as hypothetical. The transcript has a single exon. The record is from RefSeq and is a predicted model, not a curated record. Lineage: Eukaryota; Ciliophora; Oligohymenophorea; Hymenostomatida; Tetrahymenidae.